Messenger RNA from Clavispora lusitaniae ATCC 42720, 1170 nucleotides. It is a transcript of the gene SHY1, whose product is annotated as Shy1p. NCBI's taxonomy places the organism in Eukaryota, Fungi, Ascomycota, Pichiomycetes, Serinales, Metschnikowiaceae. Gene Ontology annotation, biological process: mitochondrial respiratory chain complex IV assembly. Gene Ontology annotation, cellular component: membrane; mitochondrion. The record is from RefSeq and is a predicted model, not a curated record.
AUGCAUUCUGCCUUGUCUCACUCUUUAUUCUGGUCCCACUUUCAUCCAGCCCCAUUCUCCUCCAUGCUAGGCAUUAGAAUAUCCACGCGGCUUGGAAUCGGCGCGUCGCCACGCAUAACAGCGCGUGCGCUGCUCAAAAACACCAUGGUGUUUCGCCGCACAGUGAAAACACCCACCAUCGACUGGAAACCCAUCAAGUCGUCUGUCACCAACUUGGCUCGUGCAGAGAACCAGUCCAAACUGCCAAUAUUCCGCCGCUUCAUCUUGGGCUUGAUGAUCGCCAUGCCUGUCAUCAGCUUUUUCUUGGGCUGCUGGCAGGUGAAGCGUCUUCGCUGGAAAGUGGACUUGAUCUCGCGCUGCGAGCAUCUUCUUGCAGAACCGCCGUUGGACGGAUUGCCCGCCAACAUCGAUCCGGCGGCGGUCAAGGACUUCGAGUUCCGCCGCUUCAAAAUCCGUGGCCAUUUCGACUAUAGCCAGGAGUUGUUCCUUGGCCCGCGCAUGAGAAACGGCGAAGUCGGCUACCUUUUGAUCACGCCGUUUGUUCGUGCCGACGGCGGGAAGCCCAUUUUGGUGGAGCGCGGCUGGAUCCGCAAGGAGAAAGUGGUGCCCGCCACUCGGAGCACAGGCUACUUGUCCCACUUGGCCGUGCCUCAAGGCGAGAUUGAGAUCGAGGCCAUGCUCCGUGUGAUGCCCGCAAAAUCUUACUUGCAAUACGAACACGAGGAAGGCACUCGUUUGUUCCACGUGCCUGAUGUGGAGGCGAUGGCGCGUGAGACAGGCUCGUUACCCGUGUAUGCGCAGAUGAUGUACCUGUUGCAAGACCAGCCCUGGAAAGGACCCGAAGAAACAAAAAACGAGGAGAAAAGUUGGAAUUGGAAAGCACUAUGGGGAGACAGAGGAAGCAACACGGAAAGUAGCACCGUCCAUCUCUCGCCUGAAGACGCGACAAUGGAGUGGCAGGAGUUUGAAUUCAUCAAUCAAGGUGUGCCUUUGGCCGCAGUGCCUAAGGUAACGUUCACCAACAACCACAUGCAAUAUCUUCUCACGUGGUUUGGAGUACUGAUAGCCAGUACUUUCCUUUUGGCAUGGAGCGUCUACAAGCGGCGCGGCCUGCUGAGUGCUGACAAGUUAAUAGCGGCCAAGCGCAAGGACAUGAAGAAGCGCAUGUGA